AUGGUACCGUGGCUCAAAGUGGCCGUCGGCUCUGCUCUCGCCCUCAAUUUCUCCAUACCGCUGUUGGUGAUCGGUCGGACCAAGACACUGCAUGACGAGCCGAUGGCACUGCUCGUGGCAAACCUGGCGCUCGCCGACAUACUGUUUGUGCUGAAUCUGGUGCUGAUCGGUUGUCUGGACCUCAUUUUUAACCACGUCCUGUAUGCAGCCUGCCAGUCCGUUCAGAUCGCUGCCGCCUGUUUCGGAAUCGCUCUGAAGAUGACGCAGACGCUGGUCGCCCUCGACCAGUUCAUCGCCGUCGUCUAUCCGCUGCAUUACCGCGACAUCAUGGACCGCUGGACGAAGUGGCUGCUUGUUCUGCCUUGGCUGGCUGUCCUGUUUACGGCUGUGCUGUUGGUGAUCGGCCGGACCAACACACUGCAUGACGAGCCGACGGCGCCGCUCGUGGCGAACCUGGCGCUCGCCGACCUACUGUGUGUCAUGAGUGUGCUGCUGAUUGGUAUCGUGGACCUCAUUUUUAACCGCGUGCUGUACGUAGGCUGUCGCUUCGUUCAGAUCGCAGCCGCCUGUUUCGCAAUUGCUCUGAAGAUGACGCAGAUGUUGGUCGCCCUCGACCAGUUCAUCGCCGUCGUCUAUCUGCUGCAUUACCGCGACAUCAUGGACUUGUUCGCGUGUCUGGGCUUCCUGUCGCCGGUCAACCGCGGCUCGCUGAUGACCUGUGGCCUCAUGCUGUGCGUCUGUCUGGGUACACCCGCCGGUUACGUGUCCGCCCGAAUCUACAAGUCGGAAAGUGACGGCGAGAAGUGGGGACUCGACGUGCUGCUGACGUUGACUCUGUGCCUGGGGUGA
Messenger RNA from Pollicipes pollicipes, 849 nucleotides. RefSeq names its product olfactory receptor 2T7-like. The record is from RefSeq and is a predicted model, not a curated record. Gene Ontology annotation, cellular component: membrane. The transcript is spliced from 3 exons. Gene Ontology annotation, molecular function: G protein-coupled receptor activity. Gene Ontology annotation, biological process: G protein-coupled receptor signaling pathway. Lineage: Eukaryota; Metazoa; Arthropoda; Thecostraca; Pollicipedomorpha; Pollicipedidae. The coding region runs from base 1 to 849 and encodes 282 amino acids.